AAGCACUCUGGAGGGCGGUCCGCGCGCGCGAGCUAGCCACGCGGGGUAGGAGCGCCCAGUUGCCGCCGUCAGCGCCCUGGAGUUGGGCCCUCCAGAGGCUCUCUUGGAGUCCCUUGUCCUUCCCGAAUCUUCCUCUCCCACCCCUUUCUGGAUACCCUCGACACCCACGUUGCUCUUCAGGGUCCCUCGCGCCCUUUCCCGCCCCCCCCCCAACGCGGGGAGCCGCCCCUGCCACCCAAGUCCCUGCUCAAGCCCACCCAGGCUCCCGCGCGUGGCCAGAGCCAUGGCUGCGGUGCGCACCGCACCCCUGUUCUGCGGCCUCCUGGCACUGCUAGCGCUGUACCCCGGGGGGAGCCCACAGACGGUGCUGACUGACGAUGAGAUCGAGGAGUUCCUCGAAGGCUUCCUUUCGGAGCUGGAGACCCAGUCCCCGUCCCGGGAAGACGACGUGGAAGCCCAGCCACUUCCUGAGCCCACCCAGCGUGCCCACAAAUCCAAGGCAGGGGGCAAGCUGCGGGCAGAUGCAGAAGCCCCUGCAGAAAAGAACAAAGAUAGAGGGAAGAAAGGAAAGAAAGACAAAGGCCUUAAAGACAAAGGCCUUAAAGACAAAGGCCCCAAGGCUACAAAACAGCACCUGGAGGGGUCCACCAGGCCCACCAAGAAGCCCAAGGAGAAGCCACCCAAGGCCACCAAGAAGCCCAAGGAGAAGCCACCCAAGGCCACCAAGAAACCCAAGGAGAAGCCACCCAAGGCCACCAAGAAGCCCAAGGAGAAGCCACCCAAGGCCACCAAGAGGCCUACAGCAGGGAAGAGGCUCUCAACUGUAGCCUCCUUACAAACACUGGAGGGGACAUUUCCCCCACCCUCCAACACCAGCCCCAAGGAGCUACCAGAGGAGAGAGGAAGAACCUUCCCAGACACGUGGCAAGGCCAAGGAGAAGAGACCCAGGUGGAGGCCAAGGAGCCCCAGCCAGAGCCAGAGGAGGAGACCGAGGCGCCCACACUGGACUACAAUGACCAGAUAGAGCGGGAGGAUUAUGAAGACUUUGAAUACAUCCGGCGCCAGAAACAGCCCAGACCGACAACCAGCAGGAAGAGGCUCUGGCCAGAGCGCCCCAAGGAGAAGGCCGAAGAACCAGAAGAAAGGAAGGAAAUCGAUCCACCUCUGACGCCCCUAGUGCCCCCUGACUAUGAGGAUGGCUAUGUGAUCCCCAACUAUGAUGACUUGGACUAUUACUUCCCCCACCCUCCACCACAGAAGCCUGAUGUUGGACAAGGGGUGGAUGAAGAGAAAGAGGAGAUGAAGAAACCCAAAAAGGAGGGCAGUAGCCCCAAGGAAGACACUGAGGACAAGUGGGCUGCGGAGAGAAACAAGGAUCACAAAGCAGGGCCCUCGAAGGAACUGGAGGAAGAGUGGGCUCCAGUGGAGAAAAUCAAGUGCCCACCUAUUGGGAUGGAGUCACACCGCAUUGAGGACAACCAGAUCCGUGCCUCCUCCAUGCUGCGCCAUGGCCUGGGAGCUCAGCGGGGCCGGCUCAACAUGCAGGCCGGUACCAACGAAGAUGACUACUAUGAUGGGGCGUGGUGUGCUGAGGACGAGUCCCAGACGCAGUGGAUCGAGGUGGACACCAGAAGGACGACACGGUUCACAGGCGUCAUUACCCAGGGCCGAGACUCCAGCAUCCAUGACGACUUCGUGACCACCUUCUUCGUGGGCUUCAGCAACGACAGCCAGACCUGGGCGGUGUACACCAAUGGCUAUGAGGAGAUGACCUUCUAUGGGAACGUGGACAAGGACACACCUGUGUUGAGUGAACUCCCUGAACCGGUUGUGGCCCGUUUCAUCCGCAUCUAUCCGCUCACCUGGAACGGUAGCCUCUGCAUGCGCCUGGAGGUGCUAGGCUGCCCUAUGACCCCUGUCCACAGCUACUAUGCACAGAAUGAGGUGGUGACCACCGAUAGCCUGGACUUCCGGCAUCACAGCUACAAGGACAUGCGCCAGCUGAUGAAGGUCGUGAAUGAGGAGUGCCCUACAAUCACCCGCACAUACAGCCUGGGCAAGAGUUCACGGGGGCUCAAGAUCUAUGCGAUGGAGAUCUCAGACAACCCUGGGGAGCAUGAGCUGGGGGAGCCCGAGUUCCGUUACACGGCCGGGAUCCACGGCAAUGAGGUGCUAGGCCGAGAGCUCCUGUUACUGCUCAUGCAGUACCUGUGCCACGAGUACCGUGACGGGAACCCCAGAGUGCGCAACCUGGUGCAGGACACGCGCAUCCACCUGGUGCCUUCGCUGAACCCCGACGGCUAUGAGGUGGCAGCGCAGAUGGGCUCAGAGUUUGGGAACUGGGCCCUGGGGCUGUGGUCUGAGGAGGGCUUUGACAUCUUUGAGGACUUCCCGGAUCUCAACUCCGUGCUCUGGGCAGCCGAGGAGAAGAAAUGGGUCCCCUAUAGGGUCCCGAACAAUAACCUGCCAAUCCCUGAACGCUACCUGUCCCCAGAUGCCACGGUAUCCACAGAAGUCCGGGCCAUCAUUGCCUGGAUGGAGAAGACCCCCUUUGUGCUGGGUGCAAAUCUGAAUGGCGGCGAGCGGCUUGUGUCUUACCCCUAUGACAUGGCGCGGACACCCAGCCCGGAGCAGCUGCUGGCCGAAGCAAUGGCAGCUGCCCGUGGAGAAGAUGACGACGAGGCAUCCGAGGCCCAGGAGACUCCUGAUCAUGCUAUUUUCCGCUGGCUGGCCAUCUCCUUUGCCUCUGCGCAUCUCACCAUGACCGAGCCCUACCGAGGGGGGUGCCAGGCCCAGGACUACACCAGUGGCAUAGGCAUUGUCAACGGGGCCAAAUGGAAUCCUCGGUCUGGGACUAUCAAUGACUUUAGCUACCUGCACACUAACUGCCUGGAGCUCUCUAUCUACCUGGGCUGUGACAAGUUCCCCCAUGAGAGUGAGCUGCCCCGGGAGUGGGAGAACAACAAGGAGGCGUUGCUCACCUUCAUGGAGCAGGUGCACCGUGGCAUUAAGGGUGUGGUGACAGAUGAAGAAGGCAUUCCCAUCGCCAAUGCUACCAUCUCUGUGAGUGGCAUCAACCACGGUGUGAAGACAGCAAGCGGAGGUGACUACUGGCGCAUCCUGAACCCGGGGGAGUACCGUGUGACGGCACACGCAGAGGGCUACACCUCAAGUGCCAAGACCUGCAACGUGGACUAUGAUAUUGGGGCCACCCAGUGCAACUUCAUCCUGGCUCGCUCCAAUUGGAAGCGCAUUCGGGAGAUCCUGGCUAUGAAUGGGAACCGGCCGAUCUUCCGCAUUGACCCCUCACGGCCCAUGACCCCCCAGCAGCGGCGCUUACAGCAGCGCCGCCUUCAGUACCGGCUCCGGAUGAGGGAACAGAUGCGGCUGCGUCGCCUCAAUUCUACCACAGACCCUGCCACGAGCCCCACCCCUGCCUCUACUCCCCCCACUUCCCCUACACCGGGCAUUACCAGGAGGCCCGGGGAAAUUUUACCCACAACCACCGCAGGCUGGGAGGAAUCAGAGACUGAGACCUAUACGGAAAUAGUGACAGAGUUUGCAACAGAGUAUGGGACUGAGCUGGAGGAGGAACAGAUCGGAAUGGAAGAAAUAGAAGAGGAGGAGGAGGAAGAGGAGGAGAUGGCUACGGGCCCCACGUUUCCAUUCACAACCGUGGAGACCUACACAGUGAACUUUGGGGAUUUCUGAGACUGAUGUCCCAAAACCCUGGCCCAGUUGGAACUAAGGCAACACUUCCCAAGCCUGUGCCGGCAGACACACAGCCAUCAGAUAGAUGCCCCUGGUUGGGCCCCCCUUCCCCAGUGUGAGACAUCAAGGCCACGGGGGCUCUGAAGCCAGCCUUUGGGGAGGGGCAGAUAAGGAAACCAAAGUCACCCCAAUAAAACAAGCUCAUGGCACCACCUGCCCCCCUGUUCUGACCAGCUG
This is a messenger RNA of Acomys russatus (golden spiny mouse), 3949 nucleotides long. It is a transcript of the gene Aebp1, whose product is annotated as AE binding protein 1. The transcript is spliced from 21 exons. The coding region runs from base 284 to 3712 and encodes 1142 amino acids. NCBI's taxonomy places the organism in Eukaryota, Metazoa, Chordata, Mammalia, Rodentia, Muridae. Gene Ontology annotation, molecular function: metallocarboxypeptidase activity; RNA polymerase II transcription regulatory region sequence-specific DNA binding; zinc ion binding. The record is from RefSeq and is a predicted model, not a curated record. Gene Ontology annotation, biological process: proteolysis; negative regulation of transcription by RNA polymerase II.